Caenorhabditis angaria is the source of this 2680-nucleotide messenger RNA. The record is from the annotation of a GenBank genome assembly. NCBI's taxonomy places the organism in Eukaryota, Metazoa, Nematoda, Chromadorea, Rhabditida, Rhabditidae.
AUGGUGGAAGCGAUAAGUGUUCUCAAUCUAAAUCCAAUGCAUCUUGACAUGUCACAACUACAAAUGGAUGCACAGUAAGUUAAAAACAAUGUUUGUUUUGCUUAUCUUCAGUAUUAGAUAAGAUAAUGUGACCUAAAAACUGAAAAAAUAAAAUAAAAUAGAAAAAAAUCUACUGUAGAUUUGUGGGGUCUUGUAGCGAUGAGCUGUGAAAUUGCAGUAUAUUUUUUUAGUUAGUUUUUUUUUAACCUGAAAUUGAAAUUCAAAAAAAAUAAAAUAGAAAAAAACUACUGUAGAUGUGGGGUCUCGUAGCCAUGAGCUUUUUUUUCAAUUUUUUAAAGUUACCCUGAAAUUAAAAUUUAAAAAAAAAUAAAAUUAAAAAAAAUGUACUGUAGCUGUGUGUGGUCUUGUAGCGAUGAGAUAUUCUUUAAAAAUUUUCUAGUUAACCUGAAAUUGAAAUUUAAAAAAAACUACUGUAGCGAAGAGCUCUUGGACUACUGUAAAUAUUUUUAGAUUACUGUAGUUAUAGCUCAAAAUUCAUGAAAUGUUUACCAAAUUUUUUCAAGAGCAUUUUUGAGCUGAAAAUCCACGUUUUACAAAAAAAAUGGAAUUUCUGAACUCUGUUUUUUCUUUGAAAAUCAAAAUUUCCGAAUUUGAAUUUUUUUUGGCUGAAUCUUCAGGGUUACUGUAGCUUUGAAGUUACCAUAAUUUUUCUCGCUAAUCUGAAAAGUUAGGGUAACUUUCUAGGUUUCAAAAAAAAGUUGGGCCAAAAUUUUUGGAAAACUUCCAAAAAUUUUGGCCCAACUUUUUUUCAGAACCUCAAAAUUUGACUGAAUUUUCAGGGUUACUGUAGCUCGUGAGCUUUGAAGUUACCCUAACUUUCUAGGUUUCAAAAAAAAAAUUCCAAAAUUUUUAGAAAUGAUCCUAAAAUUUUCGAAUUUUUUUUCUGGAACAAGGGGAUUCAAAUCGAAAAAAAAACAAUUUUUUUCAUUUUUGUGUGGAAAAAAUGUCGAAAAAUAAGAAAAAAAAAUAGUUUUUUCAAAAAAAUAAAUUUCUGAUCUUCAGAACCUCAAGCCGAAGCAACACCUCAGUCUCCUCCUUAUCAAUCUCCGAAUCAUCCGAAAUAAUCUCGCCGCGAGCCGAAGAAAUCCUCCGAAUGCAGGCCGAACUUCGCGCAACUCGCAAUCAAUUAGCCGAAAAGGACAAGAAGAUGACUGAGAUUCAAGUGACAGUCGAUGCCGAAGUUCAAGAACUCACUGAGAAACUCUUUCAGGAAGCCUAUAAAAUGGUGAAUUCGGCUGAAGCGAGAAGGGAAAAAUCGGAGAAACUUUUGAAUGAGAGUCGGAUGGAGGUAGAUCUACUGAGAGCUGAAGUUCUGGCGUUGAAGGAGGUUGUCAAAAAUUCUGGAUCGAAUUAUUAUAAAUCAACAUCUCCAGAAUCAGCGCUCUCCAAGAUGUUCUCCUCGAAGAAUUCUUCGAAAUCAAGAUCUCUACCCUCAACUUCAGUAUCUCAAUCGCAAAAUCAAAAUCUAGCUCAAAAAGAAGCAGAUUCAGUGGAAGAAAUCGAUCCAAUUCUAUUCAAAGAAUUCGAAGCCUGGAAACAAAGCGGGCAUCCGAUGCAGAAACAUCCAUUCAUCGAUCGAGUUAUGGUCGAAGAAAUCGAGCCGUGUAUGCUUUUCGAAAACACCCCACUCGCCAUCGAAAUAAUGAAAUCGAUUCAGAUGAAUCGGAUACAAAUUGAGCCGAUUAAUGAGGCGAAACCCAGUAUACGGUGAGCAAUAGAUUGCUCAUGUUAGGUAUAAGAAAUUUCAUUCAAAAUUUUUUUUUGCAGAAAUUGUUCCUUGACAAAUGUUCAACGGUUUUGUCCGUAUCGAAUAAGAACUUCUGAAGAGCAAAAUGAUUGGAACUAUAUUUCAUUGAUCGCCAGAAAUCGCGUGAGUUGUUUGUGUUAUGACGUGGCACAGUAUCUAGGAUACUGUGCAAACAUUUUUUGAAAAUAAGGAAUUUUGAAAAUUGAAAAUCCAUCCACUUUUUAUUCAAAUUUCACGCCAAAAAUUCACGUGGUUUUUCCGAAAUUUCAAAAAUUUGAAAAUGAAAAAAUCCACGUGGAAAAUGAAAAAAAUCCACAUUUGUUUCAAAAAAAAUUUAAAAAUUUUUUCCCGCCAAAAAGUUUUCAAAACAAAAAAUUUGAAAAUUAAAAACAAUCCACGUGGCACAUUUUUUUUUCAAUAAAAUUCAUAGCGGACGCAAAAUUCCAAAUUUCGCGCUAAAAUUUUGCCACGUGGAAUUCAGACUGCAAAAAAAUAUGUUCAAAAUUAAAAAAAAAUUGUUUAAAAAUUCAAAUUCCACGUGGCAAUUCGAAAUUUCAAAAAUUUCGAAAAAAAAUCCGAAAAAUCCACGUGGCACAUUUUUUUCCCGAAAAUAUUCAAAAUUAGGAUAAAAAAAAUACUUUUUUUUCCAAAAAAAAAAUUCAAAUUCCACGUGGCAAAAUUCGAAAUUCCAAAUUCUUGCAGAUCGCCGCGGUCUGCGACUUCUACACCUGCAUCCGCUACCUCUCGCAAGGCCUAAUAAAACCCGGCCUUCGCGACGCCUAUUUCCACGUCGUCAAUCUACGCAAAAACAUGUCGUUGGCAAAACUCGGUCUUGGAUUUGUGCCAAGAUCCAACAUUCGACACAAUCAAUAA